Vombatus ursinus (common wombat) is the source of this 5594-nucleotide messenger RNA. It is a transcript of the gene SREBF2, whose product is annotated as sterol regulatory element binding transcription factor 2. Gene Ontology annotation, molecular function: DNA-binding transcription factor activity, RNA polymerase II-specific; protein dimerization activity; RNA polymerase II cis-regulatory region sequence-specific DNA binding. Gene Ontology annotation, cellular component: nucleus. Gene Ontology annotation, biological process: positive regulation of transcription by RNA polymerase II; positive regulation of cholesterol storage. Bases 71 to 3520 code for a protein of 1149 amino acids. The record is from RefSeq and is a predicted model, not a curated record. The transcript has 19 exons. Lineage: Eukaryota; Metazoa; Chordata; Mammalia; Diprotodontia; Vombatidae.
CGGCGGCGCCGCCUCCGCGUCUCGCUGAGGACCGGGCGGGAGCCGAGAGCUCGGCGUGCAGAGCCGGGAGAUGGAGGCGAGCGGCGGCGAGCUGGGCGCUCUGGAGACCAUGGACACCCUCACGGAGCUGGGGGACGAGCUCACCCUGGGGGACAUCGACGAGAUGCUGCAGUUUGUCAGCAGCCAAGUGGGAGAGUUCCCAGACCUCUUCUCUGAUCAGCUUUGCAGCGGCGCUUUCCCAGGAGGCAGCGGGAACAAUCCUGGCGCCGGCGCCAAUGCCAGCGCCGGCACUGGAACCAACGCUGGCACCGGGGGCACCGUGGAAAGCCCCUCCUCGCGGCCCUACAGCCAGGCGCCGGUGGUGGCGGCAACAGCAGCCGCAUCGACGGCAGGCACUGUGGCAGCGUCCUUCCCUCAGACUCCGCCUGUGCAGAUUAAAGCCUCCCCGGCCCCAGUGUCCACCCCUCCUCGGCCUGCGCCCCUACUCCAGCCCCGCCUGCAGCCCCAGCCUCAGCCCCCGCUGCAGCCACAGACCGUGAUGAUCACCCCGACCUUCAGCACGGCCCCCCAGACCAGGAUCAUCCAGCAGCCCCUCCUGUACCAGAACUCGGCCACCAGCUUCCAAGUCCUCCAGCCUCAGGUGCCGAGCCUGGUGACCUCCUCCCAGGUGCAGCCGGUCACCAUCCAGCAGCAGGUGCAGACGGUGCAGGCCCAGAGGGUGCUGACCCAGGCCGCCAAUGGCACCAUUCAGACCCUGGCGCCAGCGACCGUGCAGACGGUGGCCGCUCCUCAGGUUCAGCAGGUUCCGGUCCUGGUGCAGCCUCAGAUCAUUAAGACGGACUCGCUCGUCUUGACCACACUGAAAACGGAUGGCAGCCCGGUCAUGGCGGCGGUGCAGAACCCGGCCCUCACGGCUCUCACCACGCCUAUUCAGACCACGGCCCUCCAAGUCCCGACCCUGGUGAGUGGCGGCAGCGGGGCCAUCCUCGCCACCAUGCCCGUGAUGGUGGGGCAGGAGAAGAUGCCCAUCAAGCAGGUGCCUGGGGGUGCCAAGCAGCCGGAGCCCCCCAAGGAGGGGGAGCGAAGGACCACCCACAACAUCAUCGAGAAGCGCUAUCGGUCGUCCAUCAAUGACAAGAUCAUUGAGCUCAAGGACCUGGUCAUGGGGACGGACGCCAAGAUGCACAAGUCCGGGGUGCUGAGGAAGGCCAUCGAUUACAUUAAGUACCUGCAGCAGGCCAAUCACAAGCUGCGACAGGAGAACAUGGUGCUGAAGCUGGCCAGUCAGAAAACCAAACUUCUGAAGGGCAUCGACCUGGGCAGCCUGGUGGACACUGAUGUGGACAUGAAGAUGGAUGACUUCAACCAGAACGUUCUGUUGAUGUCCCCCCCCGCCUCUGAUUCAGGGUCCCAAGCAGGCUUCUCCCCUUACUCCAUUGAUUCAGAGCCAGGGAGUCCUUUGUUAGAUGAUGCUAAGGUCAAAGACGAGCCCGAUUCUCCUCCUGUGGCGCUGGGCAUGGUGGACCGCUCCCGGAUCCUGCUGUGUGCACUCACCUGUCUGUGUCUCUCCUUCAACCCUCUGACGUCGCUGCUGGAAUGGGGAGGGGCCCACAGCUCUGGCCAGUCGGCACCUGGGGGCUCCGGCCGAAACAUCCUUUCCUUUGAUUCAGGUGCUGGUGGCGGCUGGUUUGACUGGAUGUUCCCCACCCUCCUGCUGUGGUUCUUAAACGGCACGAUUGUCCUGAGCGUCUUCAUUAAGCUGCUGGUGCACGGGGAGCCCGUCAUCCGGAUGCACUCGCGAACCUCGGUCACCUUCUGGCGUCAUCGCAAGCAGGCUGACCUGGACCUGGCCAGGGGGGAUUUUACUGCAGCGGCCUCUAACCUGCAGACGUGCCUGUCCGUCCUGGGCCGCACGCUGCCCACCUCCCACCUGGACCUGGCCUGCAGCCUGUCCUGGAACGUGAUCCGAUAUAGCCUGCAGAAACUGAGGCUGGUGCGCUGGCUGCUGAAGAAGAUGUCGCAGCGGCGCCGCCGGGCGGCCAUGGCCGCCGGUGGCUUUGAAGACGAGGCCAAGACCAGCGCUCGGGAUGCUGCCUUGGCCUACCACAAGCUUCACCAGCUGCACAUCACAGGGAAGCUCCCUGCUGGCUCCGCCUGCUCCGAUCUGCACAUGGCCCUGUGUGCCGUGAAUCUGGCCGAAUGUGCCGAGGAGAAGAUCCCCCCGAGUACCCAGGCCGAAAUCCACCUCACGGCAGCUGUGGGGCUGAAGACCCGCUGUGGGGGCAAACUAGGCUUCUUGGCUAGCUACUUCCUGAGCCGCGCCCAGAGCUUGUGUGGCCCUGAGCGGAAUGCUGUUCCUGACUCCCUGCGCUGGCUCUGCCACCCCCUGGGCCAGAAGUUUUUUGUGGAGCGGAGCUGGUCGGUGAAGUCAGCCACCAAGGAGAGCCUGUACUGUGCCCCGCGGAACCCAGCGGACCCCAUCGCACAGGUGCACCAGGCCUUCUGCAAGCACCUGCUGGAGCGAGCCGUGGAUGCCCUGGUGAAGCCGCAGGCCGAGAAGGGGCGGGCCGAGCAGGACGAGGAGACCUGCGAGCUGUCCAGUGCCCUGGAGUACCUGAAGCUACUGAAUUCCUUUGUGGAUUCUGGGGGGGUCAUGGCCCCGCCUUUCACAAACAGCUCAGUGUUGAAGUCGGCACUUGGCCCAGACGUCAUCUGCAGGUGGUGGGCGGCCGCAGUCUGGAUGGCCGUUGGCUGGCUUCAAGGGGACGAUGCCACCGUGCGCUCACGGUUCACUGAAGUGGAGCGGAUCCCCAAACCCCUAGAAAUGGCUGAGAGCUCCCUCGUGAAGGCUGUCCUCCACGCCUGCCGGGCCAUGCACGCCUCGCUCUCGGGGAAGGCCGAGGCACAGCAGAGUUCCUUCGGACACUGCGAGAGGGCCAGCGGCCACCUCUGGGGCAGCCUCAACGUCGGCGGCACGGCCUCCGACGCAGGACUCACCCACGUGGUCCAGCUGCUGACCUGUGACCUGCUGUUGUCCCUGCGGACUGCCCUGUGGCAGAAGCAGGCGGGCUCCAGCCCCGCCCUGGGAGAGACCUGCCAUGCCUCCGCCCCCGAGCUCACAGGUUUCCAGAGGGAUCUGGGCAGCCUGCGCAGGCUGGCGCACAGCUUCCGGCCGGCCUAUCGAAAAGUGUUCCUGCAUGAGGCCACCGUGCGCCUGAUGGCCGGCGCCAGCCCCACCCGCACCCACCAGCUGUUGGAGCACAGCCUGAGGCGCCGCACGGCCCAGACCACCAAGCACGGAGAGGUGGAUGCCCUGCCUGGGCAGCGAGAACGGGCCACUGCCAUCCUGCUGGCCUGCCGGCACCUGCCCUUGUCCUUCCUGUCGUCCCCGGGACAGCGGGCGGUGCUGCUGGCAGAAGCUGCCCGGACCCUCGAGAAAGUCGGAGACAAACGUUCCUGCAGUGACUGCCAACAGAUGAUCGUCAAGCUGAGCGGGGGCACUGCCAUCGCGGCCUCCUAACCCAGCCCCUGCCUCCCCUUCCUCCUCUGCUCAGACCCUCUCCUGUCCUGUCCCAGUCUAUGCCACCUGAACCCCUUGCUUGCACCUUCUGAGCCAAGGGGCUUGGGGCUUGUGGGCUGCUGGUCGUUGCCACCUCUGCUGCCAGCUUUUGCCCAGCUAUCCCUCCCUUGGGCUCCUCUAAUCUGGGACCACCCAGGAAACUUGAAGAGAUUCAUCUUUCGUUGAGGAAGGAGAUUCUAGUGGUCUGGUGCCCGGAGUGGGGCCUGGAGGAGAGACCAGGGGGCAGUAGGCAAGCCACAGGAGAAGGGGGGUGCAGGUGCAGGGAGGGGCCCUCCCUGCAGCCCCCAGGCCCUCCAGGCAUCCCUCAGUCCAUCCGUGCCAGGCCAGGGCCGCUGCGGGUGCCUGUCAAAGUACGUGUUUUGGAAACACGACGGUUUUUACUCUGGCUUUGUGUGUUUGGUUUGCUGAGCCGUUCGGGGUGUGGUAGCCCCCUCUUUCUCUCGCUCUCUGUCUCCUCUCCUGUCUGACAUAGCUGUUAGUUGUUUUUCCUGUAUUAGAAGCGAUAGCUGUUGGGGGUGAGUGUGGUAGUGCAGAGCCCAGCUCCUGGGGAGUCGCAGAAAUGGGGGUGAGGGGCAAGGGGAGGCAGUCCUCAGGGCAAACAUGAAAUAAAAUCGUCUUUUUUUAAUUUUCUAAAAAAACAAAAUGGUAUCCUCCUUAAUCGUCUUCCUCCUUCCCUGCCUGUCUCUUUCUCCUGGGCUCUCUGUACUUGCCAGGGCCAUCAGGGUCCGAGUGGCUGCUAAGGGGGGAGGGCACCUUGGAGGGUAGUGGGAUGGCCCCAUGGCACUGUCAGUGGAACCAUCCGGAUGGUGGGCCAGGGGUCUCAUUCCCACUCCUUGGGGACCCUGGUCCUUAUUCUGAUCUUAGCCCAAAUUCUUCAGUGACUGUGACUUGUCUCUGGUGUGCCCAGCUGCUCCCCUGGGCCUGUGCCCCCACCCAGGCCUCUUGGCUCUAGAAUGGGCGGGAAGGAGGCUGGAGGAGUGUGCCCAGCAGGGCCCACCUCUUGGGACAAAGAUGCUAUUUUCUUCCCAUCUCGGUCAGGGCAGCGGCCCAGGACUAGCUUUGUCCUGGUUGGGGGAGGCCAGGGUUUGUGUGCCGUCAGAUGGAGCAUCACAGACAUGUCCAACGGGCACUAGCGCCUGGCCAUCUUCACCCACAAUCACAGGGUUACUGGAUCGCCAGGAACCCUUGGGUAGAAGGCCCUUCUGGGGUAGGUUUGUCCCUAUCAUGCUGGAAGGCCUGGCCAUCCUGCGGCUUGGGAGACCUUGUCUCCUGGUUGCUGGCAGUGACCAAAUGCCCUUGAGAACCACAAACCUGUCGCUUUGGUUUCACCGUGGACCAGACACCUUCCUUGGAGCCUUGGUCACCUGGGGGGUCAGUCGGUAGCCACUUCCUAGAGGGCAUUUGGUGUCCAGCAGCCUCAGGCUUAAGGGAGGGAAGGAGGUCUGGGAAAUAGUGCCCAACCCCACCUCCUGGGAGUGUCCAGAGGCAGGAUUGGGGCUCAGGGAAGACUGGGUUGAGCCAGCCCCUUAAGGGAAGGUGGUGGGAUCUAGCCCUUCCAGCGUGGAGGGGACAGUCCCGUGUGGGACCCUCGGCCGUCACUGCCUUCAAUACUUUGGCGGAGGGUCCAAGCAGAGCCUGCUGGCUACUCAGGAGGCAUGAUAGAGGAAAUGGAACCUUGUCCUGGCCAAGGGGCCACCCAGGCCACCUGAUGUCCUUGCUGAUUUCUCUUUCUCCCAUGUCAGGCGUCUCCCCAGCCCGCUGACCACGUGGAGGGGCUGUGGACCUGUUUUGUAUUUUGUGUUAUUUAUGGGUUCAGCGCCAGUCCCGUUUGUUUUAUUGUGUGUACAUAUGUGCCUUGUUUGGGGUGAGGGGUGGGGGCAGGCUUGUGUGUUGGAACUGGGGGGCUGUUUAGCCCCCCCAAGGAAGGCUGGGGGCUCAGCUCCCUGGAGAGACCUUUUUUAUGUUUAAUCAUGCACCUUGUCUGGGAUGGUCAAUAAACACAGCUUGGUCUCAC